UCGUCAAAUGGCAUUGAAAAUGUCUUUGAAAUUGAAAACCUCUAGAUGUUAUUGCUGUGAAUUUUCACACAUUUUGAACAAAGAAAUUUAUGUAUGUCUUUGAAAACCUGAGGGUGUAUGUCUGCUCUGCGAUUCUUUCAGCCCCUGCGGGGGAUAUUCCUGGCAUAAUUUUUCAGGGACGCAUGCGCUUUUGAUAAACACAACAGUGAAGUCAGCACAGCUUUGCAAAUAUGUAGGAAAACGGCAUCUGCAACCUGUCUAAGGAGGAAAUUCAACAGAAUGAAUCGUCAAAUGAAUUAGCUUGAUGCCAAAAGUUAUCAAAAUGGCUAUGGAUCUCUCAUUUAUGGCGAGAGUUAUUGUGCUCAUGCUGCUGGCUGGCUGUGUUUUGGUUACGAUGUCAGACGAUAGAAGCUCUUCGUCAUCAAUAGACAAGCAACAUUAUAUUCACUACGAUGAAAUGAGACGCAUUUUACAGGGAUGUGCAGAAAAACAUAAAUCAAUCGCAAGAGUUAAAAGUAUUGGGAAGUCUGUAGAGGGUAGAGAUUUGUGGGCAAUUCAAAUAAGUGAUAAACCAGAUGAGGUCGAACAAGGAGAGCCAAUGUUCAAGUAUGUUGGUAAUAUGCACGGAAAUGAAGCAAUAAGUAGACAAAUUUUAAUAUAUUUAGUUGGGUACUUGUGUGAUAAUUAUGGUAAAGAUAGUAGAGUUACAAAGCUUGUAAAUACCACAAACAUUUUCAUACUGCCGUCUAUGAAUCCGGAUGGAUUUGAGCACGCUAAUGAAGGAGACUGUAAUGGUGUCAAGGGAAGGUCUAACGCCAAUGGACUUGAUUUGAACAGAAACUUCCCAGAUCAGUUCACAAACUGGCAUGAUUUCAAGCUUAAGGAAGCACAGCCAGAAACUCAGGCUUUGAUGAAGUGGAUCUACAAGUACCCAUUUGUUUUGUCUGCUAAUCUACAUGGUGGUUCUGUUGUUGCCAGCUAUCCAUUUGAUGAUGGACCAUCUCAUAUAACAAGCGGCAUGUACAGCAAAUCUCCUGAUGAUAAAAUAUUUAGACAGCUGGCACAGGUUUAUGCGAAAAAUCAUCCUAUAAUGAAAACAGGAAAUCCAAACUGUGGGGAUGGGGAGACCUUCAAAGAGGGGAUCACAAAUGGUGCCCUUUGGUAUGAUGUACCUGGUGGAAUGCAGGACUUCAAUUACCUUAUUGGUAAUUGCUUUGAAAUUACAGUCGAGCUUUCAUGUUGUAAAUAUCCUUUAGCACGACAUUUAGAAAAGGAAUGGAACAACAAUUUAGAAUCAUUGUUAUCAUUUAUGGAACAAGUUCAUAAAGGUAUAAAAGGCCAUGUUACAAAUUCAGCUGGGGAGCCAAUCCAAAAAGCUAAAAUUGUGGUUGAAGGGAUCAAUCAUAAUGUAACAUCUAUCAAAAAUGGAGAUUAUUGGAGAUUGCUUACACCAGGAACAUAUAACAUAAUGGUUGUGGCUGAGGGUUAUGAAAUUGCAAGGAAAUCAAAUAUUGUCAUUCCUAAUGGUGAUGCGAAAAUUGUAAACUUUGUCUUAAAGAGAAAAAACCAGGACCUUUUGUCAACUACUCUUCCUACUAAAGUAAAUUCUGUACGUCAUGUGACCCAUGGAUUUGUGACUCGCAGACAAGAAAGUACUUCAGAUAAUGAAGAUCAGCAUUUCAAUGUAUCUACACCAUCUGUGCAGGUUUUCAAGAAAGCUCAGAUCCAAUCGGCUAUGAAUUUGCUACCAUUGGAAACAUCACAAGUCAAAGAAAUGUUCAAAAUGACAAAAGAGCCUGUAGAUAUAAAGCACCACAAUUACCAAAGCAUGGUUAAAUAUUUGAAUCAGAUUGUUGCCAAGUAUCCUAAAAUAACAAGGCUUUAUAGUAUUGGAAAGUCAGUAAAAGGUAGGGACCUUUGGGUAAUGGAAAUUUCUGAUAACCCAGGGAUUCAUGAGGUAGGUGAACCAGAAUUCAGGUAUAUUGCAAACAUGCAUGGGAAUGAAGUUGUUGGUAGAGAAUGUUUGUUAUAUCUCAUGGAUUUUCUUUGUAAGAACUAUGGUUCAAUGGUGGCUGUAACAAGCAUUAUUGAUAAUACCAGGAUUCAUUUAAUGCCUUCCAUGAAUCCAGAUGGCUAUGAAGUUUCUGUUGAAGGAACACAACAGGCUGGACCUGGAAGGCCAAAUGCAAAUGGGGUUGACUUAAACAGAGAUUUCCCUGACCAGUUUGACAAGAAGGCUGAUAAGCAUGUUUUUCAAACAGAGACUAAGGCUGUUAUUGAGUGGAUCAAAAAUGGUUCAUUUGUUCUGAGUGCCAACUUACAUGGAGGUGCCCUUGUUGUGAAUUAUCCAUUUGAUGACACUCUGACAGGACAAGAAGCCUUAAACCCAACACCUGAUAAUGAUCUUUUUAAGCACCUUGCCAUUGUGUAUUCUGAAGCCCAUCCGAUAAUGUCAGUUGGCAAAGCAUGUCCAGAUAAUGAGAUUCAGCAGCCAUUUAGGAAUGGUAUUACAAAUGGAGCCCAAUGGUAUAAUGUUAAAGGGGGAAUGCAGGAUUAUAAUUAUCUUCAUUCAAAUGACUUUGAGGUAACCGUUGAGAUGGGUUGUUAUAAGUUUCCACCUGCUUCUGCAAUGUUGGCUUAUUGGAAUAGCAACAAAGUUCCUUUGGUGCGUUUCAUCAUGGAAUGUCACAAAGGAGUCAAAGGAAUGGUUGUAGACAGCCAAGGGAACGGUAUUCCUGAUGCUCUAAUUUAUGUCAGCGGGAUACAGCACAAUAUGAAAUCAUUAAAAGCUGGUGAUUAUUACAGGUUGCUUUUGCCAGGAACUUAUAAUGUAACUAUCCGUGCCAAAGGUUUUUUCCCAACAACAAAAGAAGUUAUUGUAAAAGAUGGUCUGGCUACAGUGCAAGACUUCCAGCUGAAUGAAAUCUCCAAGACCCAAUCUACUACGCAAGAAAGCAUCAUGAAGACAAAACCAAAGACAAGUUUAGCUAAUGAAGCUAGUACAAAACCACUAGUUGCUAAAUCGCAUGCACCUUUGAUUGAAACAACCAAAAGCACAGCAACUUCAACAAAUACUUGGAGGUAUCAUAGUUAUGACCAACUUGUAAAGUACUUGCAAGACCAUGAGCAACAUUUUCCAGAUCUUGUCACAGUCUCUCAGAUUGGCACUAGCAAAGGUGGUAAGGUUAUAUACUCAGUUGUUGUAACAAACAAUGUUGGCAAAGGCAGUGUUUCUAAACCAAAUAUAGGUUUUCUUGGAACACUUCAUGGCUAUGAUGUUAUUGGACAAGAAAUAUCAUUGAUGUUUCUGCAUCAGUUAACAAAGAAAUUCAAAGAGGGCAAUUCAAGAGUCAGCCAGUUGCUUAAUCAUGUGAGGAUUCACAUAAUCCCUAAUUCAAAUGUUGAUGGUUUAUCUAGAGCUCAGAAGGGUGACUGCAAUGGAACAUUGUACAGCGGGGAAGAUUUUUACAACAGCUUUGACAAGAAAAAGAAUGAAUUGGAGGAACUGGAAAUAAGUGAAAACAUCCAACCAGUAGAAGUGCAAGCUAUAAAGAGAUGGAUGACCAAAAACAAUUUUUUGUUUUCUGCUAUCUUAGAAGCUGGGGAUCUUGUUGUGAGAUAUCCUCUGGAUGAGGCAGUCAAGUCAGAUUCAAGAAUUAAAGAUGAAGUAACUGCUGAUGAUGACAUUUUCAAGUAUUUGGCACAUGUGUAUGCCAGUACCAAUCCAACUAUUAAAAAUGGCAAUGGCUGUUUACCAUUCAAUGCUGUGAAAUACCAAGGGGGUAUUGUCAAGGGUUUGCAGUGGAAGCAACAACAACAUACCCUACCAACAUAUGCAUACACUGUUCUAAACUCACUUCAGUUGUCUCUGCAUAUUUCAUGUUGCCACUUUCCAGAAGAGUCUGAGCUGACAGCAAUUUGGCAAGCAAACAAGGAGCCUUUGGUAUCUUUAGCUGAACAGGGGAUGUCUUACAUUCAUGGCUACAUCAGAAGCCACAAAAACAAGCCCUUGAAAUUGGCUUCAAUAACCUUUGAAAACAGCAAUAUGUAUGCUAAUGUUAGCAAUAACAGUGAAUUUUAUAAGUACUUGCCUCCUGGAACUUACAGUAUCACUGCACAUAAUCCCCAUUUUGAAAGCCGUUCAAAAACUAUUUCACUGCAAAAGGAGAAGCCAAUCAAUUUGCCGUUCUAUUUGCUUACCAACCCACACUAUCACAUCCACUCCUUUGAUGAAAUGGAACAAACUUUGAAAAGACUCAAUGCAGAGUAUCCAUCAAUCACUAGACUGUACUCAAUAGGGGAGUCUGUGCAUGGCAGAGAUUUGUGGGUAUUAGAGAUUAGCGAUAACCCAGGGGUGCAUGAAGCUGGAGAGCCUGAAUUGCAUUAUGUUGCAGGUUUGCAUGGAAAUGAAAUAGUUGGUCGUGAACUUUUGAUGUUAUUAAGCGAACACUUAUGCAAGAGCUAUGGACAUGACAAAUCUAUAGAUAGCCUUGUUAAUAACACGCGAAUUCACAUUUUGCCAAUGCUGAAUCCAGAUGGAGCUGCUGAAGCUGUUGAAGGCGACUGUAGCUCAGAGAGGGGAAAAUUAAAUGCAAAUGGAGUUGACCUUAACAGUGAUUUUGGUUCCAGCAAGGCAUCUAAAAUGCAGCCAGAAUCAAAAGCUGUAAGAGACUGGAUGAACUCUAUACCUUUCACUUUGUCAGCUAUUUUGCAAGGUGGUUCCCUUGUUGUCAGCUACCCUUAUGACUCAAGUCCAUCAGGUCUCCCUGAAGUGAAUCCUACCCAAGAUGAUGAUAUAUUCAAGUUCAUCUCAAGUCAGUAUUCAAGUCUACAUCCAACCAUGCAUCAUGGGAGGCCGUUUUGCCCUGGCCCCAAUGUUAAUGAUCACUUUCCGAAUGGAAUUGUGAAUGGUGCAAAGUUAGAUACUAAGAAAGGAACAAUGCAGGACUUUAGUUAUGACAAUAUGGGCACAUUUGGAGUGACAAUUAAGACAGGAUGUUGCAAGUACCCUUCUUUUGGUGAGCUGCAGCAUCACUGGAAAGCACACAAAGUACCUUUGAUAAAUUUCAUAAGCCAGAUCCAUAGAGGUAUAAGAGGAUUUGUGUUUGAUGCUGAAACUAUGCAAGGGAUACCAGGUGCUAUUAUAAAGAUAAAUGGACAUGAUCACAAUGUCAAAUCUGCUGCCAAUGGGGACUACUGGAGGCUUUUACUUCCUGGAACCUAUAGGGUUUCAUCAUCAGCAGACAAUUAUGAGGAGAAAGACUUCCUAGUGCAUAUCAAUAGCGAAAAGAAGGUGAAAACAGUUAAUUUUGUGCUGCAGAGAAAAGCAAAGAUCAUGGGAAUCCGACCUUUGAUAUUUGUCUCUCUAUCAGCAUCUGCGGUAUUGGUUUUUGCUAUGAUUGUAUACCUUGUUUGGAGAUUCUGUUUGUAUAGAAAAAGGCGAAAGGGGUUUCUGCGAAUGGACAAGAGCAGGAUGUAUAAAGAGGAGUUCUUUGACGACAUGGGUCAUAAAACAUUUAAUUCUAAAAACUUAUUGACAGGAGUUUACUCAGAUGAAUCUGAUGCAGAAGAGGAAGUAAUAUUUUUUGAUGAAAACAGAACCUAGAAAAGAACAGCAAAUUUGUAUGUUUAUACUUUAGAUUUUGAUUUUUGGUCUAGGAUUUUUCAUUGAAUGAAUUUUUGAUACUUUUGAGUUGAAUUAAAUGGUUAUGACAAGUAGGGCAGUGUUUAUACUAUCUUAGAUGUUGGAAUUUUUGUUUUGAACACUUGUAUUUCCUAUACAGUCAAACUGGCAUCAGUAAGCAAAUCAAGUAUUACAUAACUUUGGCAACUUUGACCCUGUCCCAGUCCAAUUGGUGUAAGUCCUGUCACAUUUCACAUAAUUCAGAUUUUUUAAAUUGGUUAUUUGUAGUCAGAUAUUUUAUGUGAAACAUUUUUUAUCUCUGUUUUGAAAAAGUCAGACUGAGCAAGAAAACAAAGAUAUUGUAUUUUUCAAUUUCCAUGGCUCCCUUGAGAAACACAUCCCUGACAAUCUUUGUUUCUGUGCAGGCAUUAAUUAGAUUACAUAUUGAAUUGAUAACAUUUGCAGGUUUUUUACUCUUUUGAGCUUGAUAUCGUUUUCAAAUGUCAAAUUUGUUUUUUUUCCUCUAUGGGGCUUCAUUUCUGUUUUUCAUACAUGUAGGUGGGGUUUACAUAAAUGUACCAAUUUGUCUGGACCAUAGAGAUCUACUCAUGCAACUUUGACUGUCAACCCAAAUUCCUAAAAAAACUGACAUCUACAUACACUUUCCAUUCCACACCCAUGUAUCAUGUUAGUUUUGAACUGUUGAUCUUUUGAGUCGUCAAAUAUUGAUAAAUUCGAAGCUAAAGCCUUUUAAGGAGCUUAAACCACUACACAACAAAGUACUUUUUAUUUAUCUUCCAGUCACCUCCCUACAACUUGCAUAAUGUAAACACUAGUAUGUAUUUCAUUGUAGAGCCAACAGCUUUAGGUUUUGUCUGAUGUAUUUUUCUAAUAGUAUUAUGCAUUGACACAAUUAAUAUAGCUUAUUUCCUAAAUAUUUUCUCGUAAUGGCUAAAGGGG
This is a messenger RNA of Rhopilema esculentum, 6583 nucleotides long. RefSeq names its product carboxypeptidase D. The record is from RefSeq and is a predicted model, not a curated record. NCBI's taxonomy places the organism in Eukaryota, Metazoa, Cnidaria, Scyphozoa, Rhizostomeae, Rhizostomatidae. Gene Ontology annotation, biological process: protein processing; peptide metabolic process. Gene Ontology annotation, molecular function: zinc ion binding; metallocarboxypeptidase activity.